AUGCCUCCGCCGGGAGAGUAUAUAGAUCGGGCAGACCGCGUGGCUAACGCUCAACUGGAAUGGGAUGAGUGUCUAAAGAUCAGAAGAAGCAGACUCAAAUUCAUCACCGAAAAAGCCACCAACGACGAUGGCUACGACUACAUCAGGAAAGGACAAGAUUAUGCCACAGGGGAGGCAGAGUUGGAGAAAAUUUUGAUUCUCUCUGGUGAAGGUUCACACAGACAAAAAGCACAAAGCUAUGCGAUAUCAACAAAAGAAUCUUGGUUUUCUGGCAAAGACAUACUUGGCAAGGGGUCCCCAAGAGAUACUAUAGGACUUUUGGGACUAGUAGCCGCCGCCAAUGUUGGCGAUAAAUUCAUAGAGCGUUAUUUUGAUGAUUUAACGACCAACGAUGGUGCAUGGCUCCAUAAAAGUCGAUUUGAAGGCCACAAGGCGGACUAUCCUCUGUGGACGGCGCAAAAAGACGAAACCUCAUUGAAGCUUCAACAAUUCCAUGCCAUGGUGGAUGCGCUCGCGAAAAAUCCAGAUUCACCGAGACUCUGGAAGCACCUUAAUGCGACGUUUCGUCUCAAUGGCUAUUUGAUGAAAAUUCUGAGAUUCCUCGAUGAGCACAAUGCUCACCUGGAGGGCCAAGUCGCAUUGCCGGAUGGUUCAAAUAUAAGCGAACCUCGAGUAAGGGCAGCCUGGGCACUACAUAGGGCAUGGGUAAGAUUGCUCCACUUUCGGUCUUUAAGCUUGGGAUCGCUGCCUCGUGGAGUAGAUCAGCUUAAAAACAUUCUCGUUAUUGCUAGAGCACAGUUGGAGGAGGAGAUCCGUGGCGCCCCUUCUGAUAGCAGAGAUAUUCUUGAAGCACUUUUAGGGUUCGAAACUACAUUGCAGACUCUGACCCUAUUCUUGAAAGCACUAGCAACUGAGUUUGGCGAGUAUGCUGUUCCAAAACCAGGCGCUCAAAGACCUUAUAGUGUAUCAGAUUUCAACAUAGAUUCUGAUCGUGUAAGCGCGUCGUGGAAUCAGAUCACCCCGGUCUUACGACCCGAUCCACUAGGCAAAGUUAAUAAUCCACUUUCGCAUAUGCUCUUGUGGUCACAAUUACUUGAUCGUGCUACCGACUUUGAGGACAAGAACAAUAGGUACUAUGUCGAAGAUCAUCUUAUCGAUAAUCGCAUCCUUGCUGAAGAUGAAUACUGGGAGUUGACGAAAAUGUUAUCUCAAAGGGGUUACGACCCUAAUGUUAUAAAAUCUCGUCUGCCCGAUGCUGCACAAGAACGAUACGUGAGGGCACUAGCGAGAAAGGUCUCGCAGGUUAAUGUAAACAGGCGCAACUUUCUGCUCUUACGAGAUUGGUCCAAGAAACGGCCAUGGAAACAACUAUAUUGGGUGUUCGAUACCGUUACGACGGAUUCCUGGCGUGAACUCAUUGACGACUUUUACAACACUAUUGAAUUACUCAAAUGCGUACCCACAGAGCUCGAUGACGAAUUAGAAGCAUCAAAUAUGAGAGCAGGAAUAGUGGCCGAUCCAGAGUCUGAAGCAAAUUUGUUUGCAAACGUUUUCCCCAUUCACCCACUUCCCAGUCAUGACCCAUGUAAAUACGCUGGUGCUUAUUUUGGUAAUUGCUUAUAUUGCCUGGAAGACUACGCACCUAGAGAGCUGUGGUUGCGCUUUUUCUGUGAUCAUAUGGUGCAUUACGAUUGUGGUCGUGAGGCAUGGGAUAACCCAGGAAACCCAGAUUUUAGAUGUCCUCUUUGUAGGCAAACACAGUCAUGGCAGCUCCACCAGGUUGCAGGAAUUAUUCCGGAGGCCCUAGACUUAUGGGAUAAUGUCGACCUUGUGGACGCAGACGAAGUUGCUAUUCACCCUAUCGUUCAAAUGGCGGGUACUCCCGCUGAUACAGAAGGUUUUAAAGAACUGUACUGGGAUAGUGAGGCUGCGCAUUUAAAUGCGAGUGAAGCGUGGGAUAUUCAUUACUACGGCUUGCCAAGAAGCCUUCACCACGAGAUGGCACAAAUGAGAAAUGCAAGAAGAAAGCGCGUUUUAGCUGCAAGACUUGCGAGAGCUGAGAAAGAGAGAGAAUUUCCCACAUUAGCAGACUAG
This is a messenger RNA of Sclerotinia sclerotiorum 1980 UF-70, 2094 nucleotides long. RefSeq lists its product with no specific name. The coding region runs from base 1 to 2094 and encodes 697 amino acids. The transcript has 5 exons. Lineage: Eukaryota; Fungi; Ascomycota; Leotiomycetes; Helotiales; Sclerotiniaceae. The record is from RefSeq and is a predicted model, not a curated record.